CUCUUGAUAGAAUUCGUAGGAAAAUGGAGCCACGGAUCAGGCUGAAGACAGAACCCCUAUGGCUCACACCCCACCUGGACCCUAACCCUCCACAGCCUCCCUCUCCCUUCCCCCAACCAGAAUCCUUGUUUUGGGGCUCCCAAGCCCCUGAGCUAAGCCCCGCCCCUCUCCCAGUGUCCUAAAGUUUGGGGGCUGCAUUCAAGUCAGAGAUUUCCAAGUAGGGGGUAUUAGAGGGACUUCUUCUGAUGGCAACUUGCCCUGAAAGGACAGGGGAAAAGUGGCAGCGACCGUCACUGUCCCUGAGGACAUUGGUGUGGCUCCUGGGAGACCCUGUGCCCUCUCUCCCUCCCGUCAGCCCAGCCAAGCAGGGACCAAGCUUGCUUAUUAUCACCUGACGCUGUGCAGCCACUGAUCCCAUUGGUGGAGCCAGAUUCGGUCUGUCUCUCUCGUUCUUUCUCGCCUUCUCUGCCUCUCUCUCCUCCACGCCGCUUUGAUUUCUCUCUUGCCUCUCUCCUUGCGCCUGGCUGGGGAACAUCGUCUCUCGGGGGUGGCAGCGGCAGAGGGCUGCAGAGCCAGACAGGAGCUGCCUGCGGGGCAUGGAAGAAGCCUCCCUGGCAGCCGGGAGAGGAGCGAGCAAGUGCUGCUGCCUGUGACCCAGGCGUCCGGCCACGGCUCCCCUGCCUGGGGAGCUCAUCCGCACAGAAGUCUCUCCCUUCCCUUCCCUUCCUGAGCUGCCUCUGCAGAGCCCGGUGCAGGAGUCAUACCCAAGGGGAGCAUGGAGCUGCUGUCCACCCCCCACAGCAUUGAGAUCAACAACAUCACCUGUGACUCCUUCCGCAUCUCCUGGGCCAUGGAGAACAGUGACCUGGAGAGGGUCACCCACUACUUCAUUGACCUUAACAAGAAGGAGAAUAAGAAUUCCAACAAGUUCAAGCACCGGGAUGUCCCUACCAAGCUCGUGGCCAAGGCUGUGCCCCUGCCGAUGACAGUGCGAGGCCACUGGUUCCUGAGCCCCCGCACGGAGUACAGCGUGGCUGUGCAGACGGCGGUGAAGCAGAGCGAUGGGGAGUACCUGGUAUCUGGCUGGAGCGAGACCGUCGAGUUCUGCACUGGGGAUUAUGCCAAGGAGCACCUGGCCCAGCUGCAGGAGAAGGCUGAGCAGAUCGCAGGCCGCAUGCUCCGCUUCUCCGUCUUCUACCGCAACCAUCACAAGGAGUACUUCCAGCAUGCCAGGACCCACUGCGGGAACAUGCUGCAGCCCUACCUGAAGGACAACAGCGGCAGCCACGGCUCCCCGACCAGCGGCAUGCUCCACGGCGUCUUCUUCAGCUGCAACACGGAGUUCAACACCGGCCAGCCCCCCCAGGACUCCCCCUACGGCCGCUGGCGCUUCCAGAUCCCCGCCCAGCGCCUUUUCAACCCCAGCACCAACCUCUACUUUGCGGACUUCUACUGUAUGUACACGGCCUACCACUAUGCCAUCCUGGUGCUGGCGCCCAAGGGCUCCCUAGGGGACCGCUUCUGCCGCGACCGCCUGCCCCUCCUGGACAUUGCCUGCAACAAGUUCCUGACCUGCAGCGUGGAGGACGGGGAGCUGGUCUUCCGCCACGCCCAGGACCUCAUCCUGGAGAUCAUCUACACCGAGCCUGUCGACCUGUCCCUGGGCACCCUGGGUGAAAUCAGCGGGCACCAGCUCAUGAGCCUGUCCACGGCCGAUGCCAAGAAAGAUCCCAGCUGCAAGACCUGCAACAUCAGUGUGGGCCGCUAGGGACUCCUGGGGAGCUGGGGGGCUGGGGAGAGGUGAGGGGAAGUGUGGAGAUGGGCUGGCAUAGGUUCAGGGAGUUGGCCUUCUCUCCCCUGUCCCCCUGCUCCCUCCAAUCCACCGGUCUACCCCCUCCCCUCCACCCCUUGGCAUUGGAGGCGAUGGAGGGUGGCCCUCUUGGUAAGCAUGGCCUACCCCAGGCCUGAGGGACUCGGAGAGGCUUCCUAGCCUCCAGAGGUCGCUGGGUGGCUUGGAUCGCUGGAGACUCUUCGUUUCCUCUAGUUUCCCUGUUCUGAUGCCCCUUGCCUCCUCCCAGCUCUCCAUCUCAGACCUGCCUUCCUCCAGGGCUCUCCCAGCGAAGCCCGGCUGGGCUGGAGCCCACGUGUAGUUUGCCUGCCUCCAGAGGAGAAGUAGAGAGAUGUGAGGCACCUUCUUCCUUUGCCCCACCCACCCCACUCAGGGCCAACCACAGAAUGCCCACCCCCACCCGGAGCCGGGGCCUCGGGUGCCUCCCACGCCUGGCCCGGGCCCCUUCCCUCUAUAAAUAGUCUCUGUGCACCGCUGUGACCCCCCUGGCUACUCCUUGCCCCAAAGAACCCUCUUCCUGCAUGGGGAGAGCUGUCCCUCCCCUUCCCCACUUGCCCACUUGGGACAAUCCUCCUGCUCUUUAGAAAGGGGCCCCCUUUUUUUCUCUUGGAUUUGGGGGUUCUGGGCUGUUGGGGUUUUUCCUCUCUUCUCCCCGGAGACGAUGUACCCCAGCAUACCUUCUUCCUUGCUCAGAGCACUGGGGUGUGGAAAGGCAGCCACUAGGGUCGAGGAGGGGGGAGGAGACCCCUGAGACCUGGAGGUACCCCCUUCCUCAGCCGGAGCGGCUGCCUCCUGCCCCGAUGGGGGCUGGUGUGGAACAAGAGAGCUGAGGGCCCUCCCGCAGAGCCCUGGCACCCCGCCUGGCUAUGUCGCUUUGCCCGCUCUCUGCCACGGUGCCGUGACUGUAUCGUGCCUGUGUGUGAACUGGACUGUGGAUUCUUCGCCACUCCACUUUUGCCCCUGCCCACUGGCACUGUCCGCUUACCUGGCAAGCCUAUUGGCUGAGAGUCCCCUACCCCCACCCCAGGGAGUUCUUGGUGAAGUCUCUCCUUGGCCUCCAGAGUUUUCAUCUAUUUCCUACUUUUGUACCUGUCCGGAGGGUGGUGAGGGUGGGCUUCCCGAGACAAGCAAACCAGGUAGAGUGACUGGGAGAAGUGCUGACAGAAACAGUUGGCUGUUGGGGGAUGAGGGGUGGGGGGUUGUCGUCAGGCAGAGGACAGAGCAGCCCCCACAGGGACUCACUCAAAAGUGACUCACUCGAAAGUGACAGCCAAUGGACAAACAGCUGGAUAUUUCUGAGAUGAAGGACAGAAGGGGCCAGCAGGCCAACAAGGGCAUAACCUCAGUGAGGGGACAGGAAGGACAGCUGGUAGCCUUUUCUAUAGCCAGGGGCUGUGGUGUGGUCAGCUGUCUCCUUUGGAUGGGUUAUGGGAGAUGCAUGGAGAAGGAGAGGACAUGGGCCCCAGGCCCUCUUCCCCUCUGCUUACAGCAUUGCUGUGGGGGCGGCCCGCUGCCCUCCCCUGGCCCUGGUGUCUGCCCUGUGCUGGGAACACACCCGCCUGUGCUGUGCUUGCAAUGUGCAUCAAUAAACCAACAUGGCCUGAGA
This is a messenger RNA of Choloepus didactylus (southern two-toed sloth), 3455 nucleotides long. It is a transcript of the gene PHYHIP, whose product is annotated as phytanoyl-CoA 2-hydroxylase interacting protein. Gene Ontology annotation, molecular function: protein binding. The record is from RefSeq and is a predicted model, not a curated record. Gene Ontology annotation, cellular component: cytoplasm. NCBI's taxonomy places the organism in Eukaryota, Metazoa, Chordata, Mammalia, Pilosa, Megalonychidae. The transcript has 5 exons. The coding region runs from base 776 to 1768 and encodes 330 amino acids.